GUAUAAACGUUUUUUAUUGGUUGCAAGAGAAUUUCUUAAAAGGAAGUAUUUAGUUUACUCUGGAGUUAACUGGAAGAGAAAGGAAAGGAAACUGAUACAAAAGUAUCCAUACGAAAAACAAAGUACUCCUUUUAUAAUAAUGUCUGGCUCAUCAUUUAACAGAGGUCCUGCCUAUGGGUUUUCUGCGGAAGUCAAAAGCAAGAUUGCCGGAAAGUAUGACCCCCAGAGAGAGGAUGAGCUAAGGGUCUGGAUCGAGGAUGUGACGGGAUGUGUUAUUGGGGAGGACUUCCAGAAAGGCCUGAAAAAUGGUGUCAUCCUGUGCGAACUGAUCAACAAACUUCAACCUGGCUCUGUGAAAAAGAUCAACUCGUCCACCAUGAAUUGGCAUCAGCUGGAGAACAUCACCAACUUCAUCAAAUCCAUCCAAACGUACGGCCUGAAGCCCCAUGAUAUCUUUGAGGCCAAUGACCUCUUUGAGAGUGGGAACAUGACCCAGGUCCAGAGCACCCUGUUGUCUCUCGCUGGCACGGCCAAGACCAAGGGCUGCCAGUCCCGAGUGGACAUUGGGGUGAAGUACGCAGACAAACAGGAGAGACUAUUCGACGAGGAGAAGAUGAAGGCCGGACAUUGUGUCAUUGGACUGCAGAUGGGGACGAAUAAGUGUGCCAGCCAGGCGGGCAUGAAUGCAUACGGCACCAGGAGGCACCUUUACGACCCCAAGGCUCACAUCCUGCCCCCCAUGGACAACUCUACCAUCAGUCUGCAAAUGGGCACCAACAAGGGGGCCAGUCAGGCUGGCAUGACCGCUCCAGGAACCCGCCGCGCCAUCUAUGACCAGAAGCUGGGCACAGACAAGUGUGACAACAGCACCAUGUCGCUGCAGAUGGGCUCCAACGCAGGCGCCAACCAGAGCGGGCAGAACUUUGGCCUGGGUCGUCAGAUCUACGACGCCAAGUACUGCCCCAAGAAUGAGGAGGAGCAGAACGGGGCCGGGGCCGACUACCAAGACGAGGGUUACCAAGAAUACAAAGAUGACACGGUGCCGGUGUACCAAGAAGAGGGGACGGAUUAUUAAAAGUGGGUUGUGCUUGUUGAAGAUAGUAGAAACCUCAAUGAAGGUGUUAUCAGUUAUUCAUUACAUAGGAUUUUCCACCUUUUGGGUGAUCUCCUUCUGGUAUUGGACAAUAGUUCCCUGUUACCCUCAUGAAUUACUGGUUAGGAGCAAUAUACACAUAUCUCACAUGUACUAUAUAUUAGUAUGUUUAUAUAUAUAUAUAUAUAUAUAUGUUGAAAUGGCUAUACUUAUGUGUUUUUAAAGUGCAACUGCUAAAGCCAGUGCUUGUCUGAGCUGUGAUUAGCUUUUUUUUCCUCACAGGGAAUUUUGUAAAGUGCCAAAGCCCCCUUGCCAGUUUCCCCUAUCUUAAUGUAAGUAGGUAGAUUUCAAAGGGAUGGCAUUUAUGCCAAGGAUUUUCAUAUACAAAUAUUGCCUAGAAUCCAUCUAAAAUGGGAUUAAAAAUCAUCUGUGUUGAGACGGAAAAAGAAAGCUCUUAAACUUUCAUCGAAAUGUAGAUUUAAAAAAAAAAUAUAUAUAUAUAUAAUAUUUCAGUUCAAAAAAUGUAUUGUUCCAUAGUUGGAAUUUACCCAUCCUUGUAUUUAUAUGGCUAAAAGUCAUAUUGUUAAUGUAAACUAUUUACAUUUCCUUAACUGAUGCGAAUAAUAAUGUGAAUUUGUUUAACUGUUUGUAUCCAUUCAGUACUUUUACUUGGUAAUAUAAAAGACAAGAUGUUUUGUGGUAUCUGUUGAGAAUGAAAAAAUAACGUCUUUAAUGAGACAGUGGUUUGUUCACACAUCUCCCAUUCUGUUAACUUUUUAUGUAUGCUGAGUACUGAUCAUAUAAUUAAAAUAUUUUUUUUUUUAGGAGGAAAUAUUUAUUUUGUUUGCAUAAUCAGAACUGGAGCCAAGGUUGUUUUCUUUGGGUACCGUUAGAGUAUUUUGGAGAAAAAAAAAAAACUUUCAGGCUUUCAACAUUCCAAGCUGGAUACUGGAUUCAUUUUGUCAGGUGUCUUCAUUGUUUAAUGUUUUACUGGAUUCACUGAUGACUGAAAAGAGGACCAGACUUAUUUUGAACUCUAACAUUCAAAGUGAUUAUUUUUAUAUUUCUGUUUAAAAAUGUUUUUUUUUUUUAAAGUUUUUUUUUUACCUAGACUGAAGGAAAAUGAGCUUUUACUACCUUUGGUAUUAUAUACAUUUCUUGUGCUCUGCUUCGAGUCCAUCUUUUCAAUAUAAAUGAAAACAUCUAACGUUUGGAAGUGUGUGCAUGACUAAAGUGAAAUAAAGAUGGACAUUGAAUACCAA
Molecule: messenger RNA, 2355 nt
Organism: Oncorhynchus mykiss (rainbow trout)
Lineage: Eukaryota; Metazoa; Chordata; Actinopteri; Salmoniformes; Salmonidae
Gene: cnn2
Product: calponin 2
Biological process (GO): actomyosin structure organization; actin filament organization
Cellular component (GO): actin cytoskeleton; focal adhesion
Molecular function (GO): actin filament binding
Source: RefSeq, a predicted model, not a curated record